This is a messenger RNA of Hippocampus zosterae (dwarf seahorse), 2945 nucleotides long. It is a transcript of the gene ints14, whose product is annotated as integrator complex subunit 14. Lineage: Eukaryota; Metazoa; Chordata; Actinopteri; Syngnathiformes; Syngnathidae. Gene Ontology annotation, biological process: snRNA 3'-end processing. The transcript is spliced from 11 exons. The record is from RefSeq and is a predicted model, not a curated record. Gene Ontology annotation, cellular component: integrator complex. Bases 613 to 2151 code for a protein of 512 amino acids.
GCGAUUUUGAAAAAUAAUGUAAUUGCAUUUUUCACUUUUUGUGAGUGCGAUUAAAAUGUGAUGUUUUCAUAUGUGUGUAUUACGAUUGACACGGUCGUGGAUUUUCCCACUCCCCCAGAAAAAUCCCGCACAAGUCCCGGACCCUAGUGGGGGAAAAACAUGAAAAUUGCUCUUCAAAAAAAACAAACCAAAAAAACAAGAUAAAAUACUAUUACUAAUAAUGAUAAUAAUAAUUAUUAUAUAGAGCGGAACCUUGUAUUCUUGUUUGUUGCUCACUCGGACGGGAAAAGAAAUGCGCAUUCAAGACAUAAAGCACUCGAUAGCUCCCAAGGGCUAAGCGCGAGCUUCGGCUUAGCAACUCGACAACUUUAUAAGAAUCACAACAGUUCAACACGAAGCGUUCGAUUCACCCGACUUGUUAAAUGGUUAACUCACAACAUCCCCAUUUAAUGACUCCUAGUUUCGAGCUUCCUGCAUUGUAAAAUUAGCUUUAAAAAUGAUGGACGUUGCCGUUAGCACAUCUUCCCCAGACCGAAGCUAGCGUCUACGUAGCUAAUAUCUCGCGUUCCCCCUCAAUUCCUCUUCGGGUCCUCAACACUGGAGCAGUAAAUCAUGCCUACAGUGGUGUUGAUGGACGCGUCCCUGUCUAUGACGAGGCCGGUGUCACAGGACAGCAGCGAGGAGUUCCAGAGGAAGAACUUGGCCGUCCAUGGGCUCAAUAUGUUAUUCGAGCACAUGGCCUCCAACUACCGCUUGGAGUUCACCGCACUCAUGGCCUUCUCAUCCCUGUGGGAAUUAGUGGUGCCGUUUACCAGGGAUUAUAACGCUUUACAGGACGCCCUCAGCAACCUGGAAGACUAUGACAAGACGUGCGUGGAAUCAGCUCUGAAUGGUGUCAGCAACGUCGUGCAGCAAGAGUGGGGAAGUGCUUGUCCCUGUCAGGUGGUGCUAGUGACUGACGGAUCUCUCGGUAUUGGAAAAGGUUCCCUGCGUCACUCCCUGCAAUCGCUCAGGCAUCGCGGUGACGACAAGAAAUUCCCUCUGCCCUUCCCCUUCCCGACCAAAAUGUACAUCAUGUGUGUUGCCAACACAGAGGAGUUAAAGAUGACAGGUGCUUUGGACAAAUGGGAGGAGCUUCUUUGUCUAGGUGGAGGUGACGGACAGGUCUUCACUGUGGAGGGCCCACUGUGCAUGCAAGGCGUACAGGCCAUGUUUGGGAGAUUAAUUGACAGAGCCUACUGCCCCUUCCAUGCUGUCCUGCACUGCGGGAACUUGUCCGCAGACGUUCAGGUGUUCCCUCGACCUGAGCCGGUGGUGGUGGAUGAGGAGGUGGAACCUUCAGCCCGAACUGUCAAUCCAGAUCUGGAAAUCGUAGGCUUCAUUGAAAUCGCGGACAUCUCCAGUCCUCCUGUCAUAUCUCGACACUUGGUGCUGCCUAUCGCUGUCAACAAAGAUGUUGACGACGUUGGCACAGGCGGCACAGAUGAGCCGGAAGAGGAAGUGUCCGCCAGUCAAAUGGCAGGGAAAAGUCCAAAUUUCUGCGUGCUCCUCCAUGGCAGCCUAAAAGUGGAGGGCAUGGUGGCACUUGUCCAGUUGGGGCCCGAGUGGUUCGGCAUGCUGUAUUCGCAAGCUGACAGCAAGAAGAAGUCCAAUCUGAUGAUGUCACUGUUUGAACCCAGUACUGAACCUCUGCCUUGGCUGGGGAAGAUUUCCCAUUUGGGACCAAUCUCAGAGGCGGCGGAAAAUCCCUACGGAGAGGACGACAGUAAAAGUCCUUUCCCUGUGCAGCCGCCCGUCAAACGAAGCUACGCUCAGAAUGUCACCGUGUGGAUUAAAGCAAGCGGACUGCAGACUGAUGUCCAAAAGAUUCUGAGGAAUGCAAGAAAACUACCUGAUAAAACACAGACCUUCUACAAGGAGCUGAACCGUCUGCGCAAAGCUGCUUUGGCUUUUGGAUUCUGGGACCUCCUCAAAGGAGUGGCUGAACUGCUGGAGCGGGAGUGCACGAUGCUGCCCGACUCGGCUCACCCUGAUGCCGCUUUCCAGCUCUCGCACGCCGCCCAGCAGCUCAAGUUGGCCAGCACCGGCGAUUCCCAAUAUGCUGCUUUUGAGCACAACAUUGUCCCCAUGCACACUGACUUCUCAAGCUGAGCCACGUUAGACUUUGUGGGGAAAAAAAUGUACUCAAACAUGGACGACUGUGUGGACCGAGAGUGAUGUGGUGAACACCUUGUCACUUACAGGGACAUCGGCUCCCAGAACCUUGUAUGUGGAACAGCCAGUGUUGUGUCCAAGGACCGGCAACCCGAGGCCAAGGCCAAAUCCAAGGACUUGACUCCGAGGCCAAGGCCAAGGACUUGGAAAAUUUUCCGAAGCAAGGCCAAGGAUUUGAGAAAUUUUCCGAGGCCAAGGACCAAAGACUUCCCUCCGAGCCCAAGGCCAAGGACCAAGGACUGAUUUUGAAGCUGAGGACAUAUAUAAAAUAAUGAUAUCAUACCACUUGGCGGGUCUUCAUGAUUUGCAACACCCCUCCGUCAUAACCCCCUUGCACUCCCUAACGCUUGAAUGAAGUGUUUUUAUUCAAAGAGUAGAACAGUCAGGGUACGUGUUAUUUAUACUGAGAAAAACUAAAAUAAAAGCAUAUGAUAUACAUUUAUGAAUGAAUGUUUUAGUGCAGUAGUUUCUCAAUAUGAAGUAAAUCAACACUCAACAGAAAUGACAUGAAAUGACUUCGCAUAGAAGUCAAUCACUGAGUGCAGAAAAAGCGGUAAUCUCUGCAGUGAUAAUUUUAAAGUUUACCGGCAGCGAGUCCCAGGGACUCGCUGAUCAGAAAAGUAUGAGUGCCAUUAUGGAUUGAGAGAGUCCCAAAUUUCGAAUUCUGAAAUGGUCUACUUAUUCAAUUGCAUAUGAUAAUAACGCAAACAUCAACAUUUAUAUUAAGGCAU